UUACCCGGGCUACUCCCAUUCGAAUCGGGGUACUCUAACUCUGCAAUUCCACAUGCCCAAUCGAAUCCUCUGCAAUCCCCAAUCUCGAAACCCUAGCUCUAAUUCCCCGUGAAAUGGAAUCGAUCGGGGUACUCCUUGUUCGCCGAUUGCAGCCCUACCUCGAACAAGAGCUAGAGAAACGCUACAAGGUGUUCCGCACGUGGGAUUACCCGCAGAAAUCCCAGCUGCUCAGCCACCACGCCGCCUCCAUCCGCGCUAUCGUGUGCCACGCGAGAGCCGGCGCUGACGCGGAGCUGAUCGAGGCUCUGCCGGAGCUGGAGAUCGUGUCAAACUACGGCGUGGGAGUGGACAAGAUUGACUUGAACAAAUGCAGGGAGAAGGGUGUUCGCGUCACCUACACCCCCGACGUGUUGACCGAUGAUGUCGCCGACUUGGCUAUUGGCUUGAUCCUCACACUCCUCAGAAGGAUCUGCGAGUGUGAUGGCUACGUCAGAAGCGGGCAAUGGAAGAAAGGUGACUACAAAUUGACCACUAAAUUCUCUGGGAAAACCGUUGGCAUUGUUGGACUGGGAAGGAUUGGAGUCGCAAUUGCGAAGAGAGCUGAAGGAUUUAACUGUCCAAUAUGUUACUAUUCUAGAACUGAGAAACCAGAAUCAAAAUACAAAUACUACCCUAGUGUCGUUGAAUUAGCAUCCAACUGUGAUAUACUAGUUGUUGCUUGCUCUCUUACACAGGAAACCCAUCACAUCAUCAACCGGAAGGUUAUUGAUGCACUUGGUUCCAAGGGGUUUCUGAUUAACAUUGGACGAGGUACACAUGUUGAUGAGGCAGAGCUGGUCUCUGCAUUGGUUGAAGGUCGUUUGGGUGGAGCUGGGCUGGAUGUGUUUGAGAAUGAGCCUCAUGUUCCUGAAGAGCUGUUUGGGUUAGAAAACGUUGUCUUGGUUCCUCAUGCUGGACCCGCCACAGUAGAAACUAGAUUUGCUAUGGCUGAACUUGUCCUUGGAAACCUGGAGGCUCAUUUCCUUGGAAAACCACUGUUAACUCCCUUGGUUUAACAUCUGUGGUCUGCAACAUGAGAUUUGGUUUACUUGCAUUCAGUUACAUUAACAUCAAUCAGUAUCAGAAAAAUGCUAUCUGUGCGGGAAUGAGAUGCAAGAAGUGAGUUGUAGUACUUUGUGGUCUCACAUUUCUUUGCUCAAAUCUCUUUCGUUGAUCCUUCCCUUGAUAAUCGCUUCCUCCGCCAAACUGGACGCAGAUGAUGCCAUGCUGUUCCACCAUCACCUCCCUUGACAAUCGCUUCCCUUGAUUUCCCUUUUCUGGAUUACCAGCCAAGAUAUUUUCCUCUUCUCAGUGGGCAAUUCCAAUGCCAUUAUGGAGAAACCAAUUCCUUAGCUAUGGAUGCCAAUUCUUUUGCUCCAGCCACCAUUUUGAUACUAUAGCAACACAUUUUGUACUGUUACGGCUUCAAAUUGUGGUGGUUUGCUGUCUUAAGGGACUGCCACGUAUCUGUGCUCCAAUAACAGGUUUUUUCCCCAAUAGAACAGUUAUUGCAAUACACAUCAAUUACAGUAUUCUUCCUAACCUAGCUUUAUUAUGCUGAUUAUGCUUUUGUUUAGUUGUUUUACUGUUACCAUGGACAACUUUGCUAUUGUUCACUGUUCAGUCCAAAUUAUGUAUUGAUUCAUCGGUUUUCUUCCCUUUAAAACCAUAUAACAACUUGUAAUGUUAGAAGUUGUCGUGGAGAAGCUACUUUAUAGGCAUGUUACAUUUCCUUCCUCUAGCCAUUCUCAUUUGCCAAGGAGUAUUAAUUCAAUGCAUACUCUUGUGUGGAAUUUGAUUCAAUGCUGUGACAGGAAGGCCCAUUAGUUUCUUCUAUGCUCUUUGUAGCUGUUUCAAGUAUAUCUUUGUAGCAGGAAAUGUUAUGCUGAAAAUUUCCGGUCAUGCUUAACAUUCUGCUCUCAGAAUAAGUGUGAAGUAUCUGCAAAUUUAUGUGAUAAUAGCGACAAUGAUUUGCAACAGCGCUGGAGUGCUUAUGAUAACAUGGGACUGCAGAGGUAACGACAUGAUGGCGGCAUCUAUAGCUUGUCAAAGCUGUGUCAGGUGCUUUGUCAGCAAUGGGUUGUAGGCGCUGUGUUGCAGCAGCAGAUAUUAAGGUGGCAAAGAUUGAUCCCUAUUUUCCAUUUAAGCUUUGUGCGUUUCUUGCCUAAGGACCUUCCUCAUGUGUAGCACCACUGUUAAUAUUAAUUCUAGUGAUUAUGAUAAAUGAAGAUUGUUUGAGCUUCUUGAUAUCUAUGUUGUUGCUUCUCAGUGUCUGAACAAUUGUAAAGAUAUAGUUAGUUCAUCCUCAUUGUGUGAUUUCUUGAUCUGAUUGAAAAUAGAUAGGAAACAAUUUUUCA
Lotus japonicus is the source of this 2396-nucleotide messenger RNA. RefSeq names its product glyoxylate/hydroxypyruvate/pyruvate reductase 2KGR-like. The transcript is spliced from 2 exons. Lineage: Eukaryota; Viridiplantae; Streptophyta; Magnoliopsida; Fabales; Fabaceae. Gene Ontology annotation, molecular function: hydroxypyruvate reductase [NAD(P)H] activity; NAD binding; glyoxylate reductase (NADPH) activity. The record is from RefSeq and is a predicted model, not a curated record. Gene Ontology annotation, cellular component: cytosol. Bases 114 to 1055 code for a protein of 313 amino acids.